Molecule: messenger RNA, 2259 nt
Organism: Vidua chalybeata
Lineage: Eukaryota; Metazoa; Chordata; Aves; Passeriformes; Viduidae
Gene: DHX33
Product: DEAH-box helicase 33
Exons: 12
Coding region: 80-2089 (669 amino acids)
Biological process (GO): positive regulation of transcription by RNA polymerase I
Cellular component (GO): intracellular anatomical structure; nucleolus
Molecular function (GO): ATP hydrolysis activity; RNA binding
Source: RefSeq, a predicted model, not a curated record
GCAGCCGGUGAGGAGAGGAGCCCCGGGACGGACCGGGCCGGGACGGACCGGGCCGGGACGGGCGGGACCGCGAGGGGCGAUGGCUCAGGACAGCGAGGCGCCUCCGGCCAAGCGGUUCAAGGCGGCACCCCCCGGCACACAGCCCCAGAGCGCCGCGCCGCCCGCACACGUGCAGCGCCGCUCCCUGCCCAUCUCCGGAGCCCGCGGGCCGCUGCUGGCCCGGCUCCGCCGCCUCGACACCGCCGUCCUCAUCGGAGAAACGGGCUCAGGGAAGACCACUCAGCUCCCUCAGUACCUGUACGAAGUGGGGAUUGGCCACCCCGGCACCAUCGCCGUGACCCAGCCCCGCAGGGUGGCAGCUGUCACCCUGGCUGCCCGAGUGGCUGAGGAGAAGAGGACGGAGCUGGGGAGGCUGGUUGGCUACACCGUGCGCUUCGAUGACUGCUCGUGUGCCGAGACCAGGAUCCGGUUCCUGACGGAUGGGAUGCUGCUGCGGGAGGCCAUCGGGGACCCUCUGCUGCACAAGUACAGCGUGGUCAUCCUGGACGAGGCCCACGAGAGGACCAUCCACACGGACGUGCUCUUCGGAGUGGUCAAAGCCGCUCAAAAGAAGCGAAAGGAGCGGGGCCUGCGGCCACUGAAAGUGAUUGUCAUGUCAGCCACGAUGGAUGUUGACCUGUUCUCCCAGUACUUCAAUGGAGCUCCUGUCAUCUAUCUGGAGGGCCGGCAGCAUCCCAUUGACAUCUUCUACACCAAGGAGCAGCAGAGUGACUACCUGCAGGCAGCACUGGUGUCCAUCUUCCAAAUCCACCAGGAAGCCCCUGCAUGCCAGGACAUCCUGGUGUUCCUGACUGGUCAGGAAGAAAUUGAAGCAAUGACCAAAACCUGUCGAGAUGUUGCCCAGCAUCUCCCCGAGGGCUGCCCACGGAUGACAGUGCUGCCCCUUUAUGCUUCUCUGCCCCACUCCCAACAACUCCGUGCCUUUAAACCUACCCCUGAGGGCUGUCGCAAAGUGAUCCUCUCCACCAACAUCGCAGAAACCUCCAUCACCAUUGCAGGCAUAAAAUUUGUUGUGGACACAGGCAUGGUCAAAGCCAAGAAGUACAGCCCUGAAACUGGCCUGGAAGUGCUGGCAGUGCAGCAGGUGUCCAAGGCCCAGGCUUGGCAGCGCACGGGCAGAGCAGGGAGACAGGAGAGCGGGAUCUGCUACCGGCUCUACACAGAGGAGGACUUUGAGAAGUUUGAGGAAAUGACAACACCUGAGAUACAGAGGUGUAACCUGGCCAGUGUGGUGCUUCAGCUCCUGGCACUGAAAAUUCCCAAUGUGCUCACCUUUGACUUCAUGUCCAAACCAUCUCCUGAUGCUAUUCAAGCAGCAAUUGAUCAGCUGGAGCUGCUGGGAGCUGUGACCCAGAAGGAAGGUCAGCUUGUCCUGACCCCCUUGGGAAAGAAAAUGGCAGCCUUUCCACUGGAUCCAAAGUUCUCCAAGGCCAUCCUCCUGUCGCCCAAGUUCCACUGUGCAGAGGAGAUCCUGACCAUCGUGUCACUGUUAUCAGUGGACAGUGUCCUGCACAACCCCCCUGCCCAGCGGGAUGAGGUGCAGGCUGCCAGGAAGAAAUUCAUCUCCAGUGAGGGGGAUCACCUGACCCUGCUCAACGUGUACAGGGCCUACAAGAACGUCAAUGGGCACAAGGGAUGGUGCAGAGAGAACUUUAUCAAUGGCAGGAACAUGAAGCUGAUGGCAGAAGUCAGAGCUCAGCUCAGGGACAUUUGUGUAAAGCUGUCGAUGCCCCUCGAGUCCUCCCGCGGCGACACGGCCGGCGUCCGGCGCUGCCUGGCCCACAGCCUGUUCAUGAACGCGGCCGAGCUGCGGCCGGACGGCUCCUACGGCACGGUGGACUCGCACCAGGUGGUGGCCAUCCACCCCUCCUCGGUGCUGUUCCAGGGCAAGCCGGCCUGCGUGGUGUACAACGGGCUGCUGCGCACCAACAGGUGCUACAUGCGCGACCUGUGCGUGGUGGACGCCGAGUGGCUGCACGAGGCCGCGCCCGACUACUUCCGCAGGAAGCUCCGCACGGCCAGGGACUGACCCUGAGACCAGCUGGCUCAGCUUCGCCUCGAAAGACUUAUUUUUCUAAAAAUUUAAUGCAUAGGUGUAUAACCAUGUUUUUUAUAACCUUAAGGAAAGGGAUGGAUAUUUAUUUAGAUUGGGUUUAUGUGUUUUUUUCCAGAAUAAAGAAGUGAUGGUGAAAAUCCCAA